Cottoperca gobio is the source of this 4128-nucleotide messenger RNA. It is a transcript of the gene pwwp2b, whose product is annotated as PWWP domain containing 2B. Gene Ontology annotation, molecular function: chromatin binding. The transcript is spliced from 3 exons. Gene Ontology annotation, cellular component: chromocenter; nucleus. The coding region runs from base 347 to 2338 and encodes 663 amino acids. The record is from RefSeq and is a predicted model, not a curated record. NCBI's taxonomy places the organism in Eukaryota, Metazoa, Chordata, Actinopteri, Perciformes, Bovichtidae.
CUAAUCAUAGUUUAGAUUGGGGGCUGUAACUAUUAUGAUGAAUAUUAAGGUCACAUUUGUCGAAUUUCGCUUACAACAUAUUAGAAAAUGCAUCCAUAUUUGAUUACAUUUCCACUAUAUUUGUAGUAUACAUGUGGAACAAAACGCCAUUAGCAUCUCGCUAUGAAAAACAGAGGCAUAUCGGAGGUAAAAGUCCGUACUCAAUGAAUGGCAUCAAACAAGUCAAAGUGAGACAGAGAGGGUAGGCCUUGUCUUGAGAGAUUUUUGCUCCUCUAGCACAGGGAGCGUGAUGUCAGCGGUGGCAGUGCUGUUGUAAUUGACUUGGUGGGGGUGAUGGCGUCAUUGUAUGCCCUGGUGUAGCCUCCUGCUCCAAUACCGAAGGGGAGACGGAUCUUUAGCCGACGCGAUCGUGGCUCCCUUGGCCGGGAUCGAGCACCGCCGAGCCGGACACUUCACGCCGGGAAACAUGGAGGCUGUGGCCGAGGAGCUGCGGGCCGGCUCUCGGGUACCUGUCACUAUCGAUCAAAUAGUUAACGAUACACUGGUGGUGACGCUUACCUAUCGAGAAAGGAGCUAUACUGGGAUAUUACUUGAUUGCGACAAAAAGACUGGGCUAUUCUGUUUACCAGAUUUCAAAGCAGAAAUUGGGGAAUGCCCGAUAUCUACACCGGCUUGUGAAGUCCCAGAAGUUCUGAGUGAGGAGCUGGUUUCCAAAUCUCCCAGCCAGGCUUCACACAGACCAAAGGAUGAAAACACUCUACCAGAAAGCAGCAUACCUACUGCACCUCUUCCCUGCCCUGUACCCACACCAGUGCUCGCUGGACAGACUCCUUACCCUCCUUAUUUUGAAGGAGCCCCCUUCCCUCAGCCCUUAUGGGUGCGCCACAGUUACAGCCAAUGGGUACCUCAGCCCCCUCCGCGACCAAUCAAGAGAAAGAAAAGGCGGACGAGAGAGCCUGGCCGCAUGACCAUGAGUACUAUCCGUCUGCGGCCACGGCAGGUACUGUGUGAAAAGUGCAAGAACACACUGAAUAGUGAUGAGGACAGCAAAGAUGGCAUGAGCAACACUAAGACUUCUAGAAAAGAGAAUGCACUACAGAGCGACGAUGAUGCCGAUGACAAGGAUACUCCCUCUAAGCUGUUGCGAAAAGAGGAUGUAGUUACAACCAAGGACACUAAGAGACGUGAAAAUGGCCCUAGCCUUGACAGCAAGCGCCUCAGGAAGGACAAACGGGGGGAAUCCGAAGGGGAGAAGUUCCCUGGAGGCGACGUUAUCCCCCACAGUCCUGUCAUAAAGAUCUCCUACAGCACUCCACAGGGCAAGGGGGAGGUCAUGAAGAUCCCUGCGAGAGUCCACGGUUCAGUCAAGCCAUUUUGCCCCAAACAACUGGUGCAGAAUGGUGUGGAAGAAAAUGACAAGAUACCUUCUGAUCCCACCAAGGAGCAACGGCACAUUUUAGAUGCCACAAGGUCUGGCCUCACCGUGUCCAUUCCCAAACUCAAACUGACCAGGCCUUUUACAACCGUGGGUCAGGACUUGCCUUCUCCAAAGAUCCACUUGAGACCCCCUCAGAUGGAGGGUGAUGAGAGUGUGGUGGAGUAUGAGGCAGAACUUGUAGGAGGCACCAGGAGACGAAGCCCCAGGGUGCCCGGUCCAUGCCUCCCCCACUCUGAAGACUCGGGGGAAGGUAAAAACUCUCUGGAGUUGUGGUCGGGGAGUUCGGGAGAGGAGGCAGACCGUGGCCACAGUGAUCUCACCCUUCUCAUUAAUUUCCGUAAGCGUAAAGCGGAUUCUUCUAGCCUGUCAGUCUGCAGCAGUGACAGUCUAGAUGAGUCCAAGUCCUUCAGCUCUGAUGGCACCUCACCAGAGCUGUGCGAUCUGGCCCCAGGUGAAGACCUGUCCGUCACCUCAUCUUCUGUACCCUCACGGGAAGACUGCAAGACAGUGCCGCCGCUUACAGUGCGGCUUCACACCCGCAGCAUGACAAAAUGUGUAACGGAAGAGGGUCACGCCGUGGCGGUGGGUGACAUUGUGUGGGGAAAGAUUCACGGCUUCCCCUGGUGGCCAGCACGCGUCCUCAGCAUCAGCGGCACCCGUAAACAGGAGACGGCCAGUUGCGAGGCCCAGUGGCCCCAGGCAAAGGUGGCGUGGUUCGGUUCACCCACCACAUCCCAGCUCUCCGUUGCCAAACUGUCGCCCUUCAGGGAGCUCUUCAGGUCCCGCUUCAACCGCAAGAAGAAAGGGAUGUACCGGAGAGCCAUCCAGGAAGCAGCCAAGGCCGUGGGCCACAUGAGCCCAGAGAUCACAUCGCUGCUCUCCCACUGUGACACAGGCUGAGGACUGAAGAGAGGUCUCCGAGGUUUUUCCUGAAUACUCAGACUGUGUCAUCAAGACCCAGGAGGGAGUACGUGCGGUUGCCACGGCUACUAUUUAUAUGCCGGGUUUUUUUUCCUCACAAGGCUGGUUGAAAAAUGGCCGCCAAGGUGGAUUGUUCUUGAGACUUGGAUAAGGGAGCAAACAAAAAAAAAAGACCAGGCAUCUCAUGGUCUACUAUGAACUCAACUAUUCCUCCUUUUUUUUCUUUCUUUUUCUUUUGUAGAUUUAAUCAUAUUUCAAAUGGAGCCGAAUAACGACACUACAAGGACCCAAAUGUAUUUAUUAUCUGUAAUGGUUUAUUAUGAUCCACCCUUCUACUACAAUCUCGCCAAACCUCCCAGUCUGCUGCUGUCAUUAUCGUGGCCCUCGCCGCUGAUGUGUUCACUGCGAGGUUCAACUCGCCCGGCCGAAGGAAGCCGGUGGUAUCUUCAAAGGAUUAAACCCCCCCCACUUGGACGUGAGCUGUUUGACCACCGUUUAAAAAGUCUUACCACGAAUCCUCUUACUUUUGAAAAUGUGAACAGCUCCAUCCAGACACAGUAGUGACUGUUCCAGCUCUUCUAGCGAUCAGUGUUCCAUCCUCGUAGCCUUCUGCGACUUUAGUUGGAUUUGUGGAUGUGAACUUUAUUCCUCUCCAGAAUCAAGAUGUGUCUCUCUUCCAUUUCAGCCCCCACCACCCCUUCAACUCUUUAUUUUUCCCUGAGAUACAUUUUUACAUCACUUUAAUUAUUUAAAGCGUCACGUUUAAGAAAAAAAAGCACUUUAUCUGUACCUUGGUGGCCUGCUGUAAGCUCACUGUCUGAGACACUAUUGCGAGAUACAGCCCUGAUAGGCAGCAGGGGAGUUCAGAAGUCGUUGUGGUUGACUAUCCAUGGCCUUGGAGAUACAAAAAAAAUACAAAAAACUUUUUUUAUUUUAUUUUAUUGUACAAUUUUGGAGACGCCAGACACGGAUGGUUGUGUACACUGUAUUCUCGAAUUUGACUUGGGUGCGACUCUCUCUUAGCUUGUCUGCCACACACAGUAGAAAAGAAAUCCAAACAUUUCCACUGGAGAAACAUGGGUGAACAAAUGUGUCAUAGCCCCCUAUGCAUUAUCAGUUAAAGCUUUAUGAGUGACUUUGGGAGAAGAAGAAAAAAAACAACAUGCUGUAAGAAUACUGUGAAUUCAACUGCUGAGUGUGUUGAAGAAAAGCUUGCUACUAGUCAGAGCCUGCAGUUAUUGAGUCAUUGGCAAAAAGCUGACUGCAACGCUGACCUUUAGUGACCUUUUGUGUUGAAAGCAGCACUGUUGGAAUAGGGGGAGGGGGGCAGCGAAGGCAAGAGACCACGGCUGUCAAACGCAGCCCGGUCUGUAUUAAAAACGUACUGAAGAUUGCACACAACCAGCCCGUCUCCUCCUGCCUGUCUGGGAACACUUUGUUCAGAUCGAGGCUAAAACUAGCUCAUCCAUUGUCAAUAAGAGAAGUGUGUUUAUUAGAGGAGCAUGUAAUGCACUCCUCCCAGUUGGAUAAUCUGAGGUUUGACUGUUUGCUGUCAAGUCCCGGCUAGUUUCCAGGCAGCCUUACACACCGAGGAUCGGGAGAGUCUCAACGUAUGUAUGCCUGAGAGGGGAACCGGCCGUCAGGAUUCUCCAGUGUAUGAGCAACAUGGCUGUCUACUGUUGCCCACGUUGGUCAAUGUUAUUGGCUACGUUUUUUGUUUUCUUUUUUACAUGUACUGUACAUAAAAUAAAAUAUAAAGCAAUACCUGU